CUUCAGCUCGGCAGGUGUGGCUGAGUCGGAGGGCUUUCCCCGGAAUUUCUUGUCACCACCGGUACCUGGCCGCGUUAGCCUGUAGCUCGGCAAAAUGGAGAGAAAUACAAAACUGGCAGGAGACUGACGGCGGCUAACGACGAAGCUAGGACGCGACUGACUGGAGGACCGCCGCUAGCAACUGGGAAGUUCAGGCUGUUUUCCUCCAUCCUUAACGGACCUCUACACCUGUGACACCACCUGAGGUGACCUGACUCAAACAUCAAACCAUCCAACAUCUCUUUCUUCACUUUGUGGAUCUAUAACCGGCUGUUUGUCCUCCAUCCGGCAUGCGUUCAUCACGGUGUGUGUGAGACUGCAGUAUACGUUCAGUCCAGGCAGGGAUGUGGGAUCCCCAGCCCCCGUCUAAACAUGCCUCACCCCUAUCCCCACAACCACCCUCCAACCUACACCGCCCCCAUGUGAUCACCGACACCCCGGCCAAGCGGAUCACCUUCUACAAAAGCGGGGACAGCCAGUUUGGGGGCGUCAGGAUGGCGGUCCACAAGCGGAGCUUCAAGUGCUUUGAUGCCCUGCUGGAUGACCUUUCCCAGAAGGUGCCCCUCCCAUUCGGCGUGCGAACCGUGACAACUCCACAGGGCACUCACACCAUCAAACACCUCGAGCAGCUCCAGGACGGCGGCUGCUACCUCUGCUCUGACCGGCGCCAGGCUAAGCCAAUCAACAUGGAGCUGGCCAGAAAACAUCCAGGCGUCUGGUACAACGAUAACAGAAGGCCACAUCGUCCUGAAACCUCGUCUUCAACACAUACUGGACAUAUGCCUUACAAGAAGCGGCGGAUCCUCCUCGUGAAAAACAGUGAGCCGGGGAUAAGGAGGAGUAUAGUGUUGAGCAGGAGGUCAACAAGGAGCCUGAGGUCCUUUCUUGAAGAGGUGUCAGAGGUCAUGCAGUUUCAUGUCCGCAAGCUAUACACUGCAGAGGGACGCAGGAUUGAGAGCGUGCAAAGCCUGAUGACUUGUUCCGGGGUGUUGGUGUGUGUCGGUCGUGAAGCCUUCAGCCCAAUGCUGGUCAACUUUAUCAGGAAGAGCUCAGAGGAAAGGCUGCCCGGUUUGAACAGCAGGUCCCCUGGUCUUGGCCCAAGGACCCCUGGUAACGGUGCUCGGUCUCCAGGUACUCAAGGAGUAAGAUCGCCACCUCAUGGAGCUCAAUCUAGAGCAAGCGAGUACAGUGAGGUGUAUGAAAGCAGGAAAAAUGUUAACUUUGGUCUGGAGACCAAGAAAAGCAUCAUCCACCCUCGUUCGGAUUCCUCAAACCGCUCCGCCCGUUUCUCCCUGUCAUCGGAGAAGUCAUACGGCAAUGGUGUCAGUGCGUACUCCCAGGCCAAACCGGCUAUCAUGAACGAAGACAUUGAAAAGCGUGUCCUGGUCAACAAAGAUGGCAGCCUCUCCGUGGAAAUGAGGGUGCGAUUUCGCCUACGCAAUGAUGAAACCCUCCAGUGGUCCACACAAAUUAAGAAAUCUCCAUCCUUGACCAAUGAGUGCUGCCCACUAAGCCAGGCUCAGCCUCAUUACCUGCAGCAGGGCCAAUCAGAGAGCUGCUCUGACCCUGAUUCCACUGCUUACGACCACGAAGGCGUCCAUUGUUCCCGACAAACUCUGCAGCAUGCCCCUCAUGGAAACACCUGCCCCUGUUGCUGUCAGAGAGCGGAACAGCAGUACGAUUUCUGGGAGAACCCGGCACACAGCUGCAAACCGCCUCCUGUCCCUCCCCCACAUGCGCACAGCCACACCCACACCAUGAUGCGACACACGCACUCCUCUAGCUCUUCCUCAUCAUGUAACUCCAGGAGGGUGGUGCGCUGUCGUGCUCGGCUCUCGGGCACAGAGCAGAAACAACUUAUGCAGGAGGAGACGUGUGUGACGGAGCAGGUGGAGCGCAGAGUAGAGGUGGAGCAGGAUGGAGAAACGCACGUAGAGGUGUGCAAGGUGAGCCGAUGCUCCAGCCGUAGUGAAGUAGUCGCUACAGAUAGCAACUUACAGCUACAUAGCCGAAAGUCAGUUGAGGAUGAUUCCCUGAUGGAAGUAGAAGGAGAGCGACCACUGUCCACUGUGAGCAGCUCCUCACAUGUCUUGCAAUUGCUAAAGGAGGACCAGGAUGAGGAAGGGAUUGAAAAUGGAAGCCGGGGAGUAUCUGCAGCUUCAUCCUGUCACUGUGGGGAAGCCACUGUAGAUUCAAAGAAUGAAGAAGAGGAGAUGGAUCAAGCUCCCAGUGUGAAGCACAGCAGGGCCUCUUGCAGAUCCAGUAAAACCAAGGGGCAGAAUUCAGAGGAUAAUGGAUCUGCAGAUGAUGAGGAUGAAGAGAUAAAGAGAGUUGUGAGUAGCUUGUCUGGUCGCACAGGAGGUUCUCUGCAUUCAAGGGCUUCCAGUGUGUGUCCUCAUUGUGGCGGCUGCAAAAGAGGGGCUGAUUCUGUCACCCCAAAGCCUGCUACGCCUCUCUCCAGCCAAGAGACCGCCAAUAAUAACAGUGAAAAUGAGGGCUCAGAUGUUUCUGUUGUUUCAACACAAUCCAACAAAACCAACCUCACCAACAACGGGCGCAUCUCUGCAGACAGAGCAUCCGGCUGCAUGUCCAAAAUGUCCAAUCCUGAGGCGGCGGGGAAUGAGGAGCAGGAGAGAGCUGGUAGUACUGCGUCAGCUAGAAGCCACAGGUCAUGUAAAUCCCACAAGUCAAGUUGUAAAGGAAGCACUGGUGUUCCAGCGGACAAUGAUGGAGAUAAGAGCCCCAGUGCCAUGUCUGCAAGGUCUGGCAAGUCUCACAAGUCCAGCUGUAAAGCUGAAUCGCCUGACAUAAGGACAAGAGAGGAAGCAGAGGGAGAGAAUGCUGUAGAGAGAGCACAAAGCGCCUUGUCAGCUAAAUCUGGUGCUUCAUCAAAGACCUGUGCUUCAGUCAAAUUAAGUGUUAAGGCUGCUUCCCCAACUGAGGAUUCAGCUCCUGAAGAAGAUAACACUAGCAAUAGAAGUCACAGCGCCCUCUCUGUUAAGUCUAAUACUGACAAGGUAGACCAGACUGGCAGUGCAUUGUCUGCUAAAUCAACUAAAUCACAUCUUUCCGCAAAAUCCGGCACGUCUCACAGGUCUAAAUGUAGUCACUGUGCAAGAGCAGUAUCUCCAGGGGAUAAUCCUGGUAUCCAAGUAACAGGUGAGGAUGAAGGUAUGGAGGCUGAGGAGAGAGCAGGGAGUGCCAUAUCAGCCCUGUCCAAUCUGACUGCCAAGUCUAACAAAUCCCACAAAUCCAAAGCCUCUAAAAGGUCAAUUUCUCCCAGAUCUGAGGCUGGAGGAGAUGCAGAAAAAAGGUCUGUGAGUCAAAUGUCAGGUGUAUCAGUUAAAUCUAACUUGUCAGUUAAGUCCUCAAAGCAUAACGACAACACUGAUGAAGUUGUAGCACCAGCUGAGGAGGAAGAAAAGGAGAUGGAGGAAGAGGAAACAGAGCAGAGGCCGGCGAGUGCAAGGUCUGCAAAAUUGGAAAUAGACAAGAGGUCAGCGAGUGCAAUGUCCUCUAAAUCUCACAAAUCCAACUGUGAAGGUUCUGAAAAAGGAGACGAUGCAGGAGACGGUGAAAAGGAUGAGGACCGGGCUGCCAGUGCUUUAUCUAGUAAAUCAGCGUCAGGGAAGUCACACAUCUCUGCAAAGUCCUCCAAGUCCCAGAAAUCACACAAAUCCACAGCAGCUCCAAAUCCAGAUGAAGAUGGAGAUAAGAGUCAAGAGCGGGUGGCAAGUGCACUGUCGGUCAAGUCAAAAUCAUCAGCGAGGACCAGCACUUCUCACAAGUCGAGCUGUAGCAAGAAUCUAAAAUUAGAGUCACCAAUUCAGAAUGUCAUCACCAUUCAAACACCAGGAGGUGCUGAUGAGGAAGGAAAUGAGACCACAGAGAGACCACUAAGUGCUGCAUCCGCUAAAUCUGGAAAAUCCAAUCUUUCAUCUGCUUUGAUGCACAAGUCUGAUAUUGCUGUUAUUGAAACUGCGGAUGAAGAGAAAGUUGCAACCCCCUCACCUAAACCUCCCAGCAGUCCUAAAUCCACCGUGCAACAGUUGUUGCCUGGCCCUGAUGUUGGAGAGACGAGAGGGCAGAGUGCCUUGUCGGUUCAUUCCAAAACUUCCACUAAAUCCGGCAGAUCUAAAUGUCGAUGUGGAGCAGCAUCAGCACAUGAUAAGGCAAACAAAGAGAAGGAUGAUGAGGAGAUGAAAAGUGAGGGCGCUUCUGAGGCGGCUGGUAGCAUACGGUCAUCCUCAACCAGGAGACGGGGGAGGGAAUCGGAAGGUACAGGGCGACCACUGAGCCAAAAUUCAGGAUCAGUCUCUCUUGGGUUGCCAGAAGACCAAGAAACAGCUGAUUCGGACAGCGGGAAGUCCACUGUUUCUUUCCACAUUACCACUGAGAGAAGAAGCAGAAGGAAGACUGCAACCCCUAAUGGCGCCAAAAGCUCAGAACAGUUGGCUGUGAAGGAAAAUCUGCUUGAGACAGGGUCCAUUAAGUCUAGAAAGUCUAGUGCUAGUAGCAGUAAGAGUCAUUUGUCUCACAAGAAUCCAGCAGGUGAUAUCCCUACCAUUGAAGCACCAGAAGGGAUUGAUGAUCAAGGGGAAACAGGUAGUGUGAGGUCUGUUUCAACAACAAAAGCUAGCAAUGCAGAUGCCCAAAGUCAUAGGGCCUCAACUGCAAUGUCAUCAGCAAGUGCUAAAGUCCGCAACAAGUCCCCUUCAAGUGCCACUGCAAAAAGAAAAGCAGCAGACUCAGGGAAAAGUGAAACUGAAGAUCCUGUAGACAGUAGACCAGCUAGCAAGACGGAAGGGAUUCAAGAUAUCACAGAGAAAACAGCCUCUGUCCACUCCAAGAGUCUGUGCUGUCUCAGGCCUGAGUCUGCAGCUUCGGCUCACUCAGGGUCAAAAAUGAAAGCCUCAAAGGAGAGUAAAGGAGAGGGUUCAGUCAAACUAGACUCUUUGGAUCCUCUUAAAAGUCCAAAGGCCAGAUCCUCUGGUAGUAGCAAAAGAAAGACAAUGACGAAAGAAGCACCUAUUAUUUCCUCAAGCCCCUGCCCCGUACACAGCUCCAGACCAUGCAGCAAAGAGGAGGCGUAUAGUGAGAGCACUCUGUCCCACUCACUGUCUGCUGCUGACCUCCUGAAGGAAACCAUCGCUGCUGCACGUCCACACAGCCGCCAGUCAAAGACCAGUGACAAGCCCAGGAGUGAGAGAAGUGGGAAAUGUCACAGAAGUCGGAACCAGCGACAUCAAGAGGAGACACAAGAGCUGACCCCUGCUUGUCUGCCGAACGCCUCCCCAAACGAGGUCGUGAGCGAGUGGCUGCGGAGCAUUCCCACCGACAACACCAUGCUCACACUCGGGGACGAGCUGAACGAGGACAGGGAUCUGGAGACAGCUGUGGAUGAGGAACCCAAAGAGGAGAUACCGAAGGAACAAGAGAGUCCUGAAGACGAGAAAGUGGACCAGGAGGAGAGUGUGGAGGCUAAAGAAGAAGAUAAGGAGAAAGAGGAGGAAGAUGAAUGUGAUGCAGCAGAAGAGAAGGGUUUGGAGCAACCUGCGGGUGAUGCGGUGGUCGGUUCUUCUCAGCCCAACCAUCAAGAGUCGAGCGGCGAGUCAAGGAACUGGAACUCUUCAGCUGCAGUGAUGAAGGUUCUUCUGAGUUCUUCUCUUGGUCGGUGUCGCAGCAUGCCUGAGGUGUCUCCAGUCUAUGGUCGACGACUCAGCACAUCAGCCAGAGGACUCUUGGACUGCUUGGCCCAGCUCCAGCUCAUUGAGCCUGCAGUGUGCCCUGAACGGCAGAAGCACCACAACCAGCAAUAUGAGGACAUCAUGGCAAUCCUUCAAUCUCUCUGGCUCGCCGAACCAGAGAACAUCCCAGGAAAGGACUCUAACGGAGACCAGAUAAGCCCACCAAGGUCCUCAUCUGGGGUUGGUAUGAGCAGUGGCUCGGCGGGGUCAGGGAAGGAGAAUGGAAAUCAGGGUGAGGAUGAAACAAACAAUACCAAAACUAAGGGGACAGAAUCAUUGCAUGAAGAGGAGGAAGUGGACAAGGUUGCAGAAGCAGAAAAUGUAGAGAAGGAGGAGGUUGAGGCAGAGCCAGAGGAGCUUAAGAUAGACGUAGACAUCGCAGAAGAAGCGGUGGAUGCUGAAGAACAGAACACAGAUCUUCCAAGUGAGGACAACCCAAAAGCUGUUGAGACACCCUCAUCAUCAGACAAGAGCUCUGCAAACAGCAGCUCAAAGUCACGCACUGAUAAUGAGACACAGGAGGACUCAAGCACAGGCACUCCUCCAACCGUCCUGCGUGCCCCUUUGUCAAAAAGACCGUCCCAAGACCCUGAUCCAGUGUGGAUCCUGCACCUUCUGAAGAAGCUGGAGAAACAGUUCAUGAACCACUACAUUACUGCAAUGGCAGAGUUCAAAGUCCGUUGGGACCUGGACGACAGCCUCAUCCUGGACACCAUGAUUUCUGAGCUGAAGGAGGAAGUUAGUCGACGCAUCCAGAACAGCAUCGAACGAGAAAUGAGUAAGAUCCAGAGUCGAGCCGGCAAAGGAGGGAGGUCACCUCGGCCGCCGCUGGGUGGGAACCUUUCCAGGGAGUCCACCAUGACGGAGAAGAGACGCCGCAUGUUGAAGGUCAUGAAGAACAAGUCGGUGAAGACGGCAGACUCGCUCAGCGAUGGAGAAAACACAGCUGACUUCAGUGACCAGCGAAGCGAUGACGAGUACUGCCCCUGUGAUGCAUGUGUGCGCAAAAAAAUGGCCGCCCGACCUCUCAGAAUGAACCCAAAUGCAGCUGAAGCCCCGGUCAUGAUGGAGUUUGACCUCCUUAAGAUUCUGCAGCUCAAGAAAGGCCCGUCUCCAGCACCUGUUGAUGUGCCACAAGCUGAGGUGGUCCAAGAAGAAGAGGAGGAGGAGGAGAAUAAUCUAGAGGUAGUUGAGGAGGAGGAGGAGGAAGAGGGGGAUGAGAGUAAAGAAGAUAUUAAAGCUGAUGUUGUUUUAGAGGAGACGAUCCCAGAAGAAGAUGAGGAAAUAGCAGAAGAUGAAGAAGAAGAAGGGGUUGAAGCAGUAGAAGAGGAGGAGGCUGAAAAUGAGGAAAAUAGUGGGGAGCAAGAAGAGGGAGAAGAGGAAACCUCAGAUAAUGGAGAUGUGGAGGAAGAGGAGGAGGGAGAAUGCCAAUGCCAGUGUGCAGUACACGUAGAGGAAGGUGAGGGAGAGGAGGCAGCGGCAGAAACAGAGGAUGCUGAGGAGACUUGCGACAACACAGGCGAGGAUGAGGCAGCAGAUGGUGAUGAGAAAACAGAGGAUGAAGAGGGGGAGACAGGAACAGGAGAAGAAGAGGAGGAGAGUGACAAGGAGACAGCAAAAGGGGAAGCAACAGGUGAAGGAGAGACCACUGAGGGCGAGGUGUCCGACUCAAAGCCUGAGGACGAAGAAGGAGAAACAACAGGAAGGGAGAGCGGAGAGGAAGGACCGUCUGGGGAAACAGGGGAUGACAGCGAUGUAAAAGAGGCAUCGAAUGAGGAAUCCAAGCAGGAGGAGGAGGAAAAUGGCAGUGCAUCAGCAGAGGCAGGGGAUGAAGAGGACGGAGAUGACUGCACAGGAGAGGAUGAUAAGGGAGGAGAGAGCGGAGAGCAGGAGGUGGAGGCCUCGGAGGAGGAACUAACAUCACCACAGGGCCAAGGGGUGACGGAGGGAGAGGAGGCGGACGCGGAAGACUCUGAAGACACUGACGCAAAACGUCCGAGUGACACAAGUGUGGACGAAUCAGGACAAGAGGGGGGAGGAGCUACAGGAGAGGAAGAGGAGAAAGAAGGUGGAGAUGAUGUUGAAGAGUUUAAGCCUGAAGAGGAUGAGGAAGAGGUGAACAGAAACAAAAAGGAGGAUGGUGCCCUCCUUCAGCAGUUCACUCGGACCUCCGUGGAAUCCCAGCCCGGGUCCUUGGAGGACAUCGACACGGAUUCCCCUAGAAUCCCCGUGCAGUCUAUAGAAGUGCCCAAAAUGGCUCCUGAAGUAUCCGCCGGCGGUGGCUCGGGCAACAGGAGGAGCCGAUCUCCAGCUAGAGUGAAACGGCGUAAACCCAAGCUGAGUGAUGUGGAAAUGGAUGACUUUUAACUCGCACAGGAUUUCAGAAGGGUCCAAGACUACCAGAAACUUUGCCAUGUCAGAGACUACACGGGUAAAUCAUGAAGGAUACGCAACUGUUGACAAAAAAAGAAACACUCAAAGCACUUUAUUAUUCCGAAUCCUGUGUAGGAAGGUCACACAUACUGACAUGAACCUUCAAACUUGAAACCACCAAUUCAUCCUAUUUUAUUAUAUCAACUAUAUUUGAAAUUGUUAUUUAUUUUUUAAGUUAACUGUAUUGGAUUUAUCUUCUGUGUACAAAUAAGGUACAAUCAUGAAGGAGAACUACACCUAUGUGUGUAUGAUGUGAACUCAGUUUGAUGUCCAGUCUACCACUGGUUUCAUUAUUUAUCGAACAUAUAGCCAUACCAAGUACCUAUAAUGAUAUUAAAGGUACAAUGGGGGUAUUUUAACAAAGCAGUGUAUUCAUACUCGGUUGAAGUAUCACCUGUUCAUCUUCAUUGAACAUGUGUCUUUGAGUCUGUGCUGUAUCUCAGGGGUUUGGACAGCCAGUUUGUUCUAUAAGGCUAAUCUCCUAGGUGUUACUUAACUACCUGCUUAGAGCUAUAGUCAGUAAAAAUGAACCUGAUUAAAUCUUCUCAAGCUGCAUGAUGUAACCUGAUUAUCUUAAAGGAAAAAAGGCAUUUUGGGAGACAUCCUUGUAUAUCUUUUUGGGGCCAAGAGUACAAGCGAAGAUCAGUAUGAAGAGAUCUGCUGAGUAAGUAUGAAGCUAAUGUUCGCAGGUUACAAAAACACUGAAAACAGGGGAGGGAAUUAGAAAUGAAUACCAUUGAUGACACCUUCAGAGUCAGUCAUUAUAGUGACUAUAGGCAGAAAUUGUAACUGUAAUGUUGUACCUUCCACGAAGAUACAUGGAAGGGCAGGGAGCUCCAAGAACAGAGGCAAGCUAGCUGUUCCCCCCUGCUUACAGUCUUUAAGUUAAGCUAACUCCUGGCAUUAGCUUCAUAUUAAGCAUGCAGACACAAGAGUGCUGGAAAUGUUAAUUUCUAACUCUGAUGAAGAUUCCAAACCUACAUUAGGCACAUUUCUGACCUUCUCUUUGGGUUACUUUCUGAUAAUAUUCUGCUCCAAAGUUUAAAAAAGAACAUGUCAAGUACCAAGCUGUAUUUUAUGUAUUUAUUUAUAGAGUGUAAUGUCUAAAAUUACACGUAGAAUGCAUAUUCUAACAUUUUCUAGCACCUGUAUGUCUUAUAGUUCUUUUAACAUUUACUGUACAUGUAUUUUUCUCAGUUAUCCAGUUAAAAUACUUGCACAACAGCAAAAUAUGACACUGUGCAUGUGUGUGUGUGUGUGUGUGUGUGUCUGACUCAAGAUACUGACACUGAAUGCUCGCAGGGGAAGUCUGAACUUCUCUACUUUUCAAAUCCAGAGGCUCUUCUCGGAUGUGUGCUUUAGAUUCAGGUGGGGUUUGCGUAACCAGUCACAUGGAGCAACAAUCUGAAGUUUGUUACUGAUGCCUUACUGUGUCCAUGGUAAUAUGAGGGUAGACUGACAGAAGAGGGGAGAUCAUGUUUAAGUGGUGAUGACAUCUUCUAUCCUUGUAUCAGAGAGCCUGUUAAGCUGAAUGCUAAACAAAAGAAACACUUUUUAUGACCCCAAAGAAAACAAACAUCUUCUCCUUAUUCAACCAAUCAAGCUGAGUGAGCUGGGCUCCAGGCUUUACUCCCCAAAUGUACCUUUUAGAUAUGCUGCAAAUGAUCCAUCCGUGUGUUUUCAAGACAGUGUGAAUGAGACAUAAUCUGUGAUCCUAUUUGUGCUAACAGGGUGCGUGAGUGGUUUAUGUGUGUUAAUGCUGCUUUCGGUCUGUUUGGCUGUCCAUAAACUGUGACAUCCCGAAGUGAUGGUCAUGUACCUGGGGGCAAAACGAUAUAUGAAUGUAUUCAUGUUGAUAUAAAUAAAAUAAAUGCAAAGGAUGGCA
This is a messenger RNA of Notolabrus celidotus (New Zealand spotty), 10104 nucleotides long. It is a transcript of the gene rp1l1a, whose product is annotated as rp1 like 1a. The record is from RefSeq and is a predicted model, not a curated record. Gene Ontology annotation, cellular component: axoneme. Gene Ontology annotation, biological process: photoreceptor cell development; axoneme assembly; retina development in camera-type eye. The coding region runs from base 384 to 8153 and encodes 2589 amino acids. Lineage: Eukaryota; Metazoa; Chordata; Actinopteri; Labriformes; Labridae. The transcript has 10 exons.